CAGGAUCUUUACUGCACUGAAGGAUGCACUGAGAAUCAACUGACCUAGAAAACAAAACAACGCCUUUUUUUUUGUUCAAACAGACUCAUCCUGGCCAGCCAUGAUCGGUGUAGAUUUGCGGUCACUCACCCAGCCUGUGGGGAUCAUGCGAACAAUGGCAGCCAUUCUCACUUGUAUGUCUUUUAGCCUGGUGGCAACGGUGGGAAAAGUUUCAUCUCCGUACUGGGCCUGGUGCAUGUUCACCUGGUGUUUCUGCUUCUUCUUCACCUUCCUCAUUCUCAUCCUGGAGUUCACCACUGUCAAUACCAAAUUACCUUUCGUCUGGGAGGACUUCACCGCUGCCUUUGCUAUGCUGGCGAGCCUCAUGUGCCUUGCCGCCUCCAUCAUCUACCCCACCUUCUUCAGCUGCAACAACUGCCCCCGCCAAAUCGGUGCCUCUGUGGUGUCCUGGGUGUGUUUUGGGGUGUAUACAGGCGAAGUGAUCUUAACCCGCCUUCGUCCGAGUGGACAGAACAGCGGCUUCCUCUCCACGUUGCCUGGCAUAAUGAAGAUGCUGGAGACCUUCCUCGCCUGUCUCAUCUUCACAUCCCUGGAGAACGGCCAGUACAAGGACUCCCCAGGACUGCAGUGGUGUGUGGCCGUGUACUCCUUGUGUUUCAUCUUUGCCAUCCUCAUAAUCCUGCUCACCCUUGGACAGCUGACCUCUUUUUUUCCAUUCUCCUUUGAUAAGCUAGUGAUUGUCUAUAACAUUUUGGCAGCAGUGAUGUAUAUGACAGCUGUUGUGAUCUGGCCACUGUAUAGUUUCCGUACGGGUAAGAGACCUGUUAACUGUGGCCACCUCUGUGCCUGGGAUAAACUGGUGGUGGUCACCUUCAUGGCGAUCAUCAACUUUAUUGUUUACACCUUGGACACUGUCUACUCUAUACGCCUUGUGUUCUUCGUUAAUAUCCAAAACUAAAAUAAACCAAAAACAAAAUGUGUCCUGGGUUUGAAAGGAUUUGGAGAGGGUUUUAUAUUGUCCCCAGAGCUAUUCUGUAAACUUUUUUAGACAGAUUAUUUGUUGUUUUAGACACAAUGCAAUAUAUAUACACUCUGCUAAUGCUUUCCAUCAAGUGCUCUCAAAAAUGAUAAAUUACGCUCAUUUAAUGUUUGGCACCCAGUGUAGUAUGGAAAAAGAAGGACAGAUAGUUAAUGAUUAAAACUGCAGUAUCACUAUCAUAAAAAUAAAAUAUAGCCUGGUAGAACUUUGGAUCCUGAUACACAAAGAGUGAUCAAACAUUGCAGGUAAUAACACUGAACUGUUACUUUAGUUUAUUACCACAGGCUCUAUAAAAGUAGAAGAUGUAUCUGCGUCUGAAAAGUGAAGCUAAUGCUGAAGUGCCUUAAAGCUGCAUUCUUUCUGAUGGUCAGCAGGGGGCAACUCCACUGGUUGCAAAACGAAGUCAUACUAUAUAGAAACUAUGACAAAAUGACCCUACUUCUCACUUGAUUUAUUACCUCAGUAGACAUUUUGUUAAUGACUUUUACGGCUAUACAGUCUAUAUCAAUUGUAAUGAGUGAUAGUCAAAUUACUUUAUGUUGCAUGUGAAUAUAUAUGUAUGUUUUCACAUUAAUGAUUGUCAUCUUAUCAUUUGUGGGUGCUGCACCUUGCUGAUUAGAGGAAUAGCUCAGACAUUUUAAGUAAUAUGCUCAUUCAUCUUAUUACAGAGUGGCAGAUUGACACCACUCUCAUUUCUGUACAGUGAAUAUAUCUGGAAGUUUCCAGUCUUUAUGCUAAGCUAAGCUAACUGGCUGCGGGUCGCUUCGCGUUUAUUGUACAGAUGUUAGGGUGUUACAAAUCUUCUCAUCUAAAUCUCGACAAGAAAGCAUGCGCAAGAAAGACUAUUUCCAUAACUACCAUACCAUAAUACCAAACUUUUCUUUGAAUCCUAGUGGCAUGAAAGACAAUAAUUUCAAAUGUUUUUUGUGAUAAACUGUGUAGGGCACAUGUGUCAGACUUGGCACCUCAUUUUAUGUGACCUGCAGUAGCUUACAAAGACUAUAAUUAGCACAAUACAAUUCUAUGUUGCAUUACAGAAGUAUGUUGUCCCAAAAUCCAUCUCAAUUUUGUUAUCCACGCACUGAAAGCAUCUGUUAGAUGUCAUUCGUAGGGACAUGUCCCUACCGUCUCUACCAAAUUCUAUGCCCUUGGUGUCAGUCAAAUGACAUGCCCACAGACAUUCAUCUUAUUUCUAGUUCUUCAAAUGCUGUUGCUGUGAUGUUAGCUAUAGAAACAUGAGAGUUGGGAGUAUCACUGUCUGGAGCUGGUGUGCUGGCUCUAGAACCUGUCUCAUCCUCUCUUCAUGUUAGCUUCAUAGCAGCAAUUGUAGUGACUGUUUGCUAACCCACAACUUAGCUAACCAUUGUUGCGUUACUUGCUGUGUCAUUGAUCACUCUAUAUCAUGGUAUUGACUUUUUAAUGGAGAAAGAGCGCUAUGGUGUGUAUGGUGAUCAGAGAUCUAAUCCACUUUCACAUCCCAUUUCGCCCACAUCAUGUCCGAGUAAUCUGAACCAGAAUCUGACCAGUAUAGUUACGCUGCCUCAUUUAAUUUAUAAGCAGAUAUACAUUUUGGAUUUUAAAGACUGCUUGUACAAACUUAAAAAACCUGUAUUGUUUUUUUGACUUUAUUACUUAUAUAUACUUUGUAUAUUUCAUUUUUUAAAUAAAUUGUAUAUUUUUAGUUGUACUACAUUUGAAUGCCAUUAUUGCCAUUAUUUUUUCCCUGAUUUCUUUGGCAGCUGUCCUCAAUCACCAAAUCAGGACCUGGAGCUUAAAGGCAGGAACUGUCAGUUUAGUUUGUGUUAUGGCAGCGUUAAGGUGCAGAUAAACUGGAUCUGUUGACAGAUGUCAAGUCAAUGGAUCCCAUUAAUUUCUAUGGAGAGCAGGCGAUCCGGAUGUGCGGUACAUGAUGGAUACUCUGCUGCAAGUUGACUGACCAUUCGCCAUAUGUGAUUUGCAUAACUUGUCAUUCACAAAUUGUAUGUGAUUAGACCAGCUUCGCGCAAAUUAGCUAGCUCAUUGUGUGUAAGUUGUGGUUAGGGUAAGGGGAUCGGGGUUAGGGACAGCGCAAAUCGAUAAACUCUGAUAACGAUUUGCGCUACGGUAGCAUUUUUCCGACAAUGUAGCAAAAAUCGUCCGAACACCGACCUUCCACCCCCCUCGUGGAAAAAGAAAUGCAUGACAAUGAACAAAUUACACUUUUGGACAGAGCAGAAAUAUUUUGUGCUUCAUUACAUCAUCCAAAUUUAACUGAAAUAUUCUGUACGUGUUUGUGUAAAGUUGUGCAAUUAUUUAUUAACCAUACUAUUUCAUCAUUUGGGUGUUAUAUUUGUUAUUCUUGACAAAUCUCACUUUUUAACCAUAAUUCUUACAACAAAAACUUAGGCA
Molecule: messenger RNA, 3427 nt
Organism: Micropterus salmoides (largemouth bass)
Lineage: Eukaryota; Metazoa; Chordata; Actinopteri; Centrarchiformes; Centrarchidae
Product: myeloid-associated differentiation marker homolog
Exons: 1
Coding region: 101-958 (285 amino acids)
Cellular component (GO): membrane
Source: RefSeq, a predicted model, not a curated record